This is a messenger RNA of Chiloscyllium plagiosum (whitespotted bambooshark), 7688 nucleotides long. RefSeq names its product deltex 1, E3 ubiquitin ligase (gene dtx1). Gene Ontology annotation, biological process: protein ubiquitination; Notch signaling pathway. The record is from RefSeq and is a predicted model, not a curated record. NCBI's taxonomy places the organism in Eukaryota, Metazoa, Chordata, Chondrichthyes, Orectolobiformes, Hemiscylliidae. Gene Ontology annotation, molecular function: zinc ion binding.
AGAGAGAGAGAGAGAGAGACACACACACACACACACAGAGGGAAGGCUAACCGAGUGGACCCAGCGAGCCGACACCUCCAGCGUCCGCAGGGAAGAGGACAGGAGGAGCGGGGGGAGGCUCAGCGAGUCAAGCCGCCCCCUCCCCAACCCCGAACCCGACCCCGACCACCUUUCCAAUGGCUCGACCCUCCGCCGCCUCGACCCCAGCGAUGCUGCCGGCGAGCGGCUUCGGCUUCGGCUUCCCACCGCAGAAUUUCGCCCGGGUGGUGGUCUGGGAAUGGCUGAACGAGCACGGCCGCUGGAGACCGUACAGCGCGGGCGUGUGUCACCACAUCGAGAACAUCGUCAAGUGCAAUGCCAGAGGGAGCGUGGUGCUGGGCCAGGCGGAGGCACAGCUCUCCCCUUAUAUCAUUGACCUGCAGUCCAUGCACCAGUUCCGGCAAGACACAGGAACCAUGCGUCCAGUACGAAGAAACUUUUACGAUCCCUCCUCUGCUCCAGGAAAAGGGAUAGUGUGGGAAUGGGAAAAUGACAGCUGCUCCUGGACUCCGUAUGACAUGGACAUUUGUAUAACCAUUCAGAAUGCGUAUGAGAAACAGCAUCCUUGGUUAGACCUGACUUCUCUAGGAUUCUGUUACAUUAUUGACUUCAACAGUAUGUGUCAGAUGAACAGACAGACCCAGAGGAAGCGCCGACUGCGCCGGCGUAUGGACCUGGCCUAUCCUCUGACGAUGGGUUCGAUCCCUAAAUCCCAAUCCUGGCCCGUUGGUGCCCAGUCGGGUCAGCCUUGCAGCUGCCAGCAGUGCGUCCUGGUGAACAGCACCAGGGCAGCCUCCAAUGCCAUCCUGGCAUCCCAGCGGCGGAAAGUUUAUUCUGCCACCAACGGGACUCUUACUGUGCGCCAGAGCAGCUCCUACAGUGGCGCCGCCUUGUGGUCGACGGCCAGCACAGCCGGGAGCACACCUCCAAAGUCGGAGCAGACCCGUUCUCCCACGACAACUCAACUGUCCCCGAUCUCCCAAAGCCAAAGCACCACCACAGCGACACCAAUACCAGGCCAGAACAACCUGAAUAGACCGGGUACCCAGAGGUCAGCAGUGGUCAGCACGAGGGCUUCGAUUCCUCCAGGUGUUCCUGCUCUCCCAGUGAAAAAUCUGAAUGGAUCUGGUCCUGUCCACCCAGCACUUGCAGGUAUGACUGGGAUUCUAAUGUGUGCAGCUGGUCUUCCAGUGUGUCUGACUCGGGCUCCCAAGCCGAUACUCCAUCCACCACCUGUUAACAAGAGUGAAAUAAAGCCAGUGCCGGGAAUAUCUGGUAUCUGCAGAAAAACUAAGAAGAAGCAUCUGAAAAAAGGAAAAUCCCCAGAGGACGUGGUGCGAAGGUAUAUGCAGAAGGUCAAGAAUCCGCCAGAUGAGGAUUGCACCAUCUGUAUGGAAAGGUUGGUCAGCUCAUCGGGCUACGAAGGUGUCAUGAGUCUGAAAGGAGUGAAACCGGAAUUGGUUGGAAAGCUCAGUAAAUGCAGUCACAUGUACCAUCUCCUGUGUCUUGUGGCCAUGUACAACAAUGGCAAUAAGGAUGGCAGCCUGCAGUGCCCAACUUGCAAGGCCAUUUAUGGGGAGAAAACUGGAACACAGCCACCCGGGAAGAUGGAGUAUCAUGUGAUCCCACACUCACUGCCUGGAUACCCAGAAUUCAAAACUAUUCGCAUUGUCUAUGACAUCCCAGCAGGACUACAAGGUGUUGAACAUCCCAAUCAAGGAAAGAAGUUCACAGCCAGAGGCUUUCCACGACACUGCUAUCUGCCUGAUAAUGAGAAAGGCCGGAAGAUUCUAAAGCUCUUGAUUGUGGCAUGGGAUCGCAGGUUGAUUUUCACCAUUGGAACAUCCAACACCACUGGAGAAACGGAUACUGUAGUAUGGAAUGAAAUCCAUCAUAAAACAGAGUUUGGAUCAAAUUUAACUGGACAUGGCUACCCAGAUCCUAACUAUUUGGAAAAUGUCCUUGCAGAGCUGUCUGCCCAAGGAGUCGUGGAAGACUGCAUAAAGGACUGAGAAGAGAACUUGAAGAACUAAUCAAUAAGAUUUUUGGACACAGAGUAUCUUACCCUGCAAAGUACAUUACUAGGGUUUAAAUAUGCUUUGCUUUACUGCCUUGACCACUACUUUGUUAAUGCCAGUUCAGGCUAGUUAAAACCAGACUGUGUUGGCCUGAUUCAGUUUACUGGUGGCAAAUUACAGUGAUAUACUGUGCAAGUUUGUGUCUGUUAUUCCUUAUGGAAAGACCUCCACAAUAUUAAUAAUUAGAGACAGUUAAAACAAGAGAAAGCGAGGGCUGUUGCGCCGACAGUUAAUUGCACUGGUCAUUCCUUUAAAUAAGAACAGAAAUGUUUUCCAUUUGAUUGAAUCAUACACAGUGCACCUUCUGCUAUAACGUAGCUAACUGUGCACAGAGGCAAAAAAAAAGCGUCUGUUUAGUUGUCGGAAUGCUGGCAUCAGUCAACAUGUCGCUUUCUAGAAAUCAUAAAGCCGUACGUGAAACAUGCAGCAUUUUCGUAAAUAACCUGUGUACAUCUCUCAGGGAUGUCAGUCUUUUUGCUUGAGUGUGUCUCUGUAAAUAAUGUACAGUGGACAGAAGAAAGCGGAAAGUAGCUUUGCACGUGAAAACUGUAUGGCUUAAAAAGUGCCCAUUUUAUCUUAUUUUACCAUACGGACAGCAAAAUCAUAGAGCAUUUUAAAACCAUUUUGACUAAGGUGGUUUAAAUUUAAAGACACUGCUUAUCAAGCGUUAUUCAGAAAUAAAUAAGGGCUUGUUCUGUGUUAAAAUCUGUCUCGUUACACCAUUAGUCCAGCUAACUAUUAGUGUCCUGGUAGCCCACGUUGCAUGUCAGUAACAAUUAAUACAUAUGUCCUCAGUCGAGGUUGUUUAUUUAAAGUUAACUUUUGUAACUUUAGAUGUUGCUAUACUUCGUAGCCAAGUAUGUCACAGUCUUAACUGCAUCAAUUACGUCUACUGUGUUUUGUAGACUAUUAUGUCAAUGAAAUUGGCAGUGAAUGUACCAGAGGCCGAGAUAUUUCCUUUUCAUUAAUGUGGAUUUUUCUGUUUUUAAUUUUAAAACAAUGACUCAAGUUCCACAUGCAACUCAGUAGGGGUGAUGGUGGUGUGGGGGCAGCGUGGAGUCCUGGGAUGUUGCUUUUAAGAGGAUAUCAAAAGACACAACAGCUAUACAAUCCAGCCCAACGGCAGACAUUGGAUAGUACUGGUGCCAAAUGCAGUCACUUGAUCAGAAAAUGGAUGCGUACUGACAUUUGGGAUGGAUUCUUCUGUCAGACCGAGGUAGUGUAGAGUGGAAUGUUACAGAGCUAUGAACAGUUUACAAAUGGCAAUAGCUAUGGAAGUGUUCAAUAUUAUUCUGAUACUGCUGUCAAAUCCAUUGUGUUCACAGUCAUUGCUGGUGAACGUAAUGUACACCAAAUGCUGUUUCUGCAAGUUACAUUCUCGUUGCUGGCUUGUUUGACAUUCAAAUAUGAAAUCUAUUGCCCAAAAAAAAAAUUGAAGGGAAAGUAAAUGAUCUUAGUAGAGGUUAUUGACAUUUCCAUUGAGGUUAAGAGUCACAGUAGCUCAAAGGUGAGUAACAUGUACUCAAUAGCCUAGGUGUUUUGAAGGAUGCUGGGUAAAAUGGCAAUCUCUCCUGAAUUAAGACAAUUUUUGAAAAAAAAUGACAAUUGCUUUGUUGUUAAAAAUGUGCAAGCAAAACAAAAACAUUUAAUUCCUAAAGUGAAAAGAGAUGUUGGAGAGUUUCUAGUAAGCACACUAAUCUUGAAACUAAAUGACAAGAGUUUUUUAUUAAUUUAAAUAGUUGCUCAAUAAUUUUCACCUGUAGGCAAAAGUGGAGCUGCUCAAUCUGUUCUCACAGCAAACCCCUUUCUGCUAGAGAAUGAUGUCCUCAUAUUCUAUUCUGAUGACACCAUUAUAAUCUUUGUCACACCCAAGAAGUGCCAUAGAAAUGCACUAAAAGACCAGCAAAUUCACUGCAUUUGAUUCUGCACACAUGUCUUAAACCAUAAAAACUGUUAACUGCAUGUAUGCUAAAUUUACCAGAGAAAUCAAUCUGGCAGCAUUAGAAUCAGCAGAGGUUGGUGCCAAUGGAACUACAAGCAAUAUUGCAUAUAACAGAUUUUGAAACAUUCACUUUUAUAUGGAAACAAAGACAUUAACAAAGCAAGUGUAAAUAGCAUAUUGAAUCCAGUGUAUUUUACAAAGUAGAAGGGCAAUACCCAUUAUAUAGACCUAGGCAGGUUCAAUUUAAAAGGUAUUAAAUUGAGCACGUAUACUCAAAGCAAUUCCAGUGGUAUUGGAAAGUACAAGAUAUUUUGGUUAACUCUGAUUUUGAAGGUUAAAUAUAAAUCACAGUUAUUUUAGAACCUUAAGUCUGAAGAUGUUAAGUUAGAAAGUAUGACAAAUGAUUUAUUUUGUUAUUAUAUUUACAUAACAAGUUGAAAUUGAAUCAGUGAUGAGGCCUAUUACAAAGUUGGCAAUAUCUCUUCUACUCAAGUGACCAAUGGGCCAUGAAUUUAAAUUCUCCUUUCUACUUUUAUGAAGAACAGCCAAUGAUUAGGCUAAAUAUAGAAAAUAUUUAUUAAAGGAUUAAAUUAAUUAAAAUUAGCCUUUAAAAUAAAAAGCAUAAAAAUAUAAGUCACCCAUGUAUUUUUUUUUAGAUUCAAACAAAGUAUAGGUAUAUUUGCCAAGCAAUUUAGCGAAUUUUAUUUCUGAUGAUAAGAAGUAAUACAUUUGUGAAGAGGGUCUUAUAAUUGUCAGCACUUUGUAAGCCUAAACAAGUUCCACAAGACAAAAAGCAUGCAUAAAGGUCCCAUCAUUUGCAGAGGAUUUAAUAACAUCCUAAAAUAUUAACAUUACUGUAUGGCUCUCUCACAAAUACCUCAAAUAUACAUUGACACUGAUGAGAAUUAAUCUGUUUGGUAUAUUAAAAGAGCAACCUUGUAAGAAUGCAGAGAAAAAGGGAAAAUGCUGAAAAUCAUCCAAUGUGUGCUAGUUUCUGUGGAGACUGAUGAAGAUCAUUGGUCCAGAAGGUAAAAUUUGUUUCUCUAUUCACAGAGACUGCUUGAUUUGCUGAGUACUUUCAGCAUUUACUGUUUCUUAGGUUUUCAGCAUCGUUAGUGCUUUGCUCUUGGUUUUUGUAAAGCGCAGAUUCCAGCUUUGUUGUCUUUGGCUAGUCGAUGUUGUUUUUCCCUGGGAAAGCAAGUUGUACUGGUCGUUGACACAUAACACUAAUUAAGAAAUUGGGGAAAGACGUAAUUUGCUCUCGAGUGAUGAAUUAUUCUUGUUACCUUCCCAAUUAGUACAGUGUCAUCAAUAUUCCACUGAACCUUUUGCCUGGAAGCUACUCACAAUUUGCCAGGAAUAACUUAGCAGUAAAACAGACAGAGCAGUAAGAUGGUAGGAAAUUGUAGUUGAUUUUCCAUUAGUGCAUUUUGUAAAACUCAUUAAUUUUCUCGUGUUACAUUUUAUUUGCCAUUUUCUCUACCAUUUUAGUCAGUGUUGUUUGACACAACUUGUUGCCACCUUGAAACUUUGCAGUGUAGAUUCCUUAAUUCCCUACCAUCCCCAUACGUUUGUGUUCAAAAUCAAGAUGAGUUACUAAAACAAAAACCAAAAGAAUUGCAGAUGCUAGAAAUCAGAAACAAAAACUUGCAACAGCUCAGCAGGUCAGGCAGCAUCAGUGGAGAGAAAUUAGAGUUAAUGUUUCGGGUCCAGUGACCCUUCCUCAGAACACAAAAAAUGAACUUAAGUAACCCUGAGAUAAACAGCAAUUCGUAAAAUUUCAGACAUAGCAUCAGUCUGCAGUAUUCAAUCAGCCAUGAUCAUAUUGAAUGUCAUGGGGAGCUCAAUGGCUUCUUCCUAUUCCAAUACUAGCAUCCAUUGGCCUAAUCUUAAACCAACGCACUGUGCAGAAAAGCCACAGGAUAUGGUGGAACAUUGUUGCUAAAUCAUUGUUGACUUCAAUAUAAAGUCAACCAAGUGUGAAAUGUGUUGAAUCGGACAUUGUCAGUUAACUAAAGGAUAGAUAGAUUUAAAAUUGCCGCUAUGUGACUGAGUAGGAUAAUGGUCAUGGAUCUAACAUUGAGUUCAACUUUAGUCACAAGUGUUUCAUUUUAGGAAAAAUGUUGUGAAAUAAAAGUUAAUUAUGUCGAAGGGAAAAUGAUAAAUCAAAGGUAGCUGGAAGGAAAGAAACAGAAAAUCAGGAUUGAAAUGUAGCCAUUCACUUCAAUUUUUACAUUUGUCACAUUAAAGUGAAAGACAAUAAACACAAACUUGGAAGCUUUUGCCUUUGGAACACGUUUUGUCAGAAGUUCCAGAUUUUUAAAUGGGGCCUAGUUUCUGGAGAAGGUCUUAGAUCUUCAGCCUUCUUUACAACUCCCACGUUUUUCGUUUUCUUGCGAGCAAACAAGAAAACCAACAGGACUCUUAACAGUCUGAUAUAGUGCCAUUGUAGCUAAGCAUAGAUACUGUCACAUUUAUUGCCUGCAUAUAUUUGCCUUACUUGGCAUAGCUAUCGUAAAUGGCAUUGGGAGUUCUAGGCUAUUUCAAUAACCAGGCAAGUGUUUCCUACAAAUCUGUUUGCUGCACAACCCUUAUAAGAAAGGGAGCUUCACUUUAAAGAUCCAGGCAGAAAUUACUGCGAUGAUUAUAGGUUACGUGACAUGGCUACUUUUUAAUCAACAGUACAAAAAUAUUCUCUAGAAAUGAAGAAAAGUAUGUCAAAAUUUAAAAUGGGAAUGAAUAGCAUAAAAUAAAGAUUUUAAUUCAACAUAAACUUACAAAGCCACUCGAUGUGGAUUCAAUGAAUCACAGCUUAUAUGAUUUAUUCAUCCAGAGAAAUCUGGUUGGAGCCCUUGAGCCAAAUGUAAAUGUUUUUACUGUUACUUUAAUAAAUUGAACUUUUUACUCAAUAUGUGAACAACAAUGUUAAAUAUCACACUUGUUUUGAUGCCAUUGAGACAUUUAUGAUAUAUUUCACACUUUGAAGGAAACAAUGCAUCCUAGGUUCUAAAUAAGAUAUCAAAUAUGAGUACCAUUACAAAAAGACAAGUUUAUUGAAGUGGGUUCAAAUAACUAGUCAAUAUAUCCAUGCAAUAUAUUUUUAAAUUAUGUUAAAAUGAAAGUGUUCCUUGAAGAAUAAUGGGUGCCCUAAGCAUAUUGCUGUGAGGUACAUUAAAAAUUUCACUGAAUUUGAAUGCCGAACAUCUAGAUUAACUUUAAACUCAGCCACUUCAGAUUUUGUGGAGAUAAACCCUAUCUGAUUCAUAUAUAACUCCAGAUUAUGUAAAGUGCUUCACAUUUGAAAAGAAUGAGACAUGUAAAUAUUUGUGUCCUGUUCUAGUUUUGAGGAGAGAUUGCCUUGGGGGAAAUGUGAUGUGUUGUGUUAUAUUUCAUGCAAUCUGCACAAUAUUGAUGUAGAUUUUGAUACUGCAAAAUGUGAUAUGGAUCACGGAUUCUUUCUUCCAUGACUAUGUCUUGUGUUGUUAUUUACUCACCAGCUCAUCUUGAAUUUAUGUAAUGAACUCAUACAAUAUGUAUAAACUAUUGGAUAGUAUUGGAUUUGCUUGUAACUGUUAGUUAUAAAUAAUGAAUAAACUUUAUUUGGAGGAUAAGAUUUUACAGUUGCCAGG